This is a messenger RNA of Sesamum indicum (sesame), 1063 nucleotides long. Its product is annotated as loganic acid O-methyltransferase-like. Gene Ontology annotation, molecular function: methyltransferase activity. The record is from RefSeq and is a predicted model, not a curated record. NCBI's taxonomy places the organism in Eukaryota, Viridiplantae, Streptophyta, Magnoliopsida, Lamiales, Pedaliaceae.
AUACGCGCAAUAUUGUUUGUUAGUGCUGACCAUAAAUACAGUUUAUUGCUGAAAUGAAGAAUCGAUAGAUUUGUAUAAACAAAUUGAGAAAAUGAAGAUGUUCCAACCAUAUUUGUGUAGGCGUUGCUCGAUCCGAUCUCCAGUACUUGGACGAAUGCUCAGCCGCUACGCUAUGAAUGGUGGAGAUGGACCUCAUAGCUAUGCCCAAAACUCAUCCUAUCAGAAAGGAGUUGUGGAUGUGGCAAAACCUAUAAUUGAAGAAGAAAUUUCCAGAAAACUAGAUAUCAAACACCUUUCAUCCACUUUCAGGAUUGCGGAUUUCGGCUGCUCAACGGGCCACAAUUCUUGUGCAGCCAUGCAAAUUAUAACUGAAGCCAUCAGGCGAAGGUUUGAAAUAGAGGGAUUAAUUUCUCAACUCCCGGAUUUUUACGUGUUCUUUAAUGAUAAAGUCACGAAUGAUUUCAACACUCUUUUCAAUUCACUUCCACGAGAAAGACUUUAUGGUGCUGCUGGAGUACCGGGUUCUUUUCAUGGCCGGCUGUUGCCGAAAGCUACACUUGAUUUUGCUUAUUCCAGUUGUUCCCUUAACUGGCUCUCGGAGGUACCAAAGGCAGUGCUGGACAAUACGUCUCCUGCAUGGAACCAGGGGAAAAUUCACUAUUUGGGAGCUAGAAGAGAAGUGUGUGAAGAGUAUGCCAAUCAGUAUGCCAAGGAUAUAGAGUCAUUCUUGGAUUCUAGAGCAGAGGAGCUGGUGCCUGGAGGGCUAAUGGCCCUUCUUGUGCCUGCAGUCCCUGCUUCCUGGGAUCCCAACUCGGCCUACACAACGACCACCGAGAUUUAUCUUUUCGGUUCAUGCUUCAUGGACAUGGCGAAAGCGGGAAGAUUCAGCGAGGCGAAGGGCCAUAAUAGAGAGGAAUGACAAAUACACAAUCGAAAGAAUGGAGGUACUGGACAAUCCAGGGAAGCACAACUUGAUCGGCCCCAAAGACCGUGCUGCAUACUUCAGAGCAACCUCUGAGGGAAUGCUGAUGGAUCACUUUGGAAGCGAAAUAAUCGAAGAAUU